Molecule: messenger RNA, 1964 nt
Organism: Glycine soja
Lineage: Eukaryota; Viridiplantae; Streptophyta; Magnoliopsida; Fabales; Fabaceae
Product: AT-rich interactive domain-containing protein 5-like
Exons: 14
Coding region: 326-1570 (414 amino acids)
Biological process (GO): regulation of transcription by RNA polymerase II
Cellular component (GO): nucleus
Molecular function (GO): DNA binding
Source: RefSeq, a predicted model, not a curated record
CAUCCACAACUGAAGCGGUGAAGUGAAGGUAACCGGCGUUUGUAAAAUUCUCUUUCUCUCUCUCUCUCUGGCCUCAUACCACCGCUACCGGAGCCGCUAUAUCAUGUUGGAGCCAAUUGUCGCUGUCACGUUUAAUUUUCAUCAUUACUAAGUUAGUUUAAUAGACUCUGUGCUCCAUUCAUUCAAAUUUCAUAUUUAUAUAGGAACAAAACACACUCCUCUCCGUUCUUCCCAAUUCCUCACCCCAUUGUCGAUUCCCAAACCCUACAUUUUCGCCCAACGGCGGAUCAGUUUCCCUAUUCCUCACUCACCAAUUAAGUGUAAGAUGGAGGAUGAUGAGAAACCCACGGGUAACUCCCAUGGCAUUGCUGAUAUGGAUGUUGCUGAUGCUGCUUUGCAAGGCCAACGUGUUGCUUCUUCCCCUGCUCCGCUACAACAGGAUCAAGUAAUGGUCGAACAGGGUCAUGAUAUCAAAAACGGCGAUUCUGGUCCUGCUCAUUUGCCAGAAGCCAGUGUAAUUAACAAUAAUCAGUUUGAAGUUGAAGAUGCUCAGACCGUUUCGCAUCAGGAACUGACCACUCCAAAGCCUAAAGAAAAAAACGUCAGAGAAAUGAAGAAUGUGCUAAAUGAUACUGAGAUGACUGAUUAUGAUGAGUAUGGCACGCCUCUGGAUCGAGAAACAUUCAUGAAAGAGCUUGAGACUUUCUACAGAGAGCGGUCCUUGGAAUUUAAGCCUCCUAAGUUUUAUGGAGAGCCACUCAAUUGCCUUAAGUUGUGGAGAGCUGUUAUCAGACUAGGCGGCUAUGAUGUGGUAACUGGAUCCAAGUUGUGGCGGCAAGUAGGAGAGUCUUUCCACCCCCCAAAGACCUGCACUACAGUCUCAUGGACAUUUAGAAUUUUUUAUGAGAAGGCACUUUUAGAGUAUGAAAGGCAUAAGAGAGAGAUUGGGGAGCUACAGCUCCCUGUUGGACCAUUCCAUCAAUCUUCAAAUGUGGAAAAAGAGCCUGCUGUUUACCAGACUCCAGGCUCAGGUAGAGCAAGAAGGGAUUCCGCAGCACGUGCAAUGCAAGGUUGGCAUGCUCAGCGCCUUCUUGGAUAUGGUGAGGUUGCUGAGCCAGUUAUUAAGGACAAGAACUUCAGUUCCACACAAAAGCGUGAAAAGAACCUAAAAAGUAUUGGUAUGAUCAAUAAACAGAGGACACUGUCUGGUCUGGAGCAUGCUGAGAAAUCUGCAAAUAUUGAAGGAGAUCAACAAUUGGUCACAGCGGUAGUGGACGUUGGACCCCCAGCUGACUGGGUGAAGAUCAAUGUGCGGGAAACUAAGGAUGGUUUUGAGGUGUAUGCCCUUGUUCCUGGGCUCCUUCGUGAGGAGGUGCGAGUCCAAUCAGAUCCGGUUGGACGUCUUGUUAUAACUGGUGUGCCAGAACACCUUGACAAUCCAUGGGGAAUUACCCCCUUCAAAAAGGUUGUGAACUUACCUACAAGAAUUGAUUCGCUUCAGACAUCUGCUGUUGUUAGUUUGCAUGGUCGACUAUUUGUACGCGUUCCUUUUGAGCAGGGAGCUGUGUGAAUGUUCCUCCCUUGAAUCAUUGAUUUAUGAAAUCUCCUCCUUAAUAUUAUUAGUUUAAACUACCAGCAAUUUUAACAUUUUUUUAGGAAAAAAUACGUAAUUUCACUAAUAUUAUAUGCUAGAAUUUUUCCAUCAAACGCCUUUUUAUCGUAUGCGACAGAAGUGGACUUUGUGUGCUGUGGCGCAUCAUUAACAAGAGUCCGAGAAGUGGAGUGGAGGACUCGUUCAAAAGCUCGUUGCUUACUCUGGCUAAAAACACUAUUGUAUAUCGUCUUUCAAUUACGUGUGGAUGUGGACAGAAAAUAUUUUCAUGAUUGCUUACCGAUCCAAAUGUAAUAAACCUUAACCCAGGUCAAGUUUUUUAAUCGUAUAUAUGAUUUUGGUUCCUUUUCCA